Epinephelus moara (kelp grouper) is the source of this 4143-nucleotide messenger RNA. RefSeq names its product coiled-coil domain containing 102A (gene ccdc102a). The coding region runs from base 325 to 2172 and encodes 615 amino acids. The transcript has 11 exons. Gene Ontology annotation, cellular component: myosin complex. The record is from RefSeq and is a predicted model, not a curated record. Lineage: Eukaryota; Metazoa; Chordata; Actinopteri; Perciformes; Serranidae.
GACGACGUUUUCCAUCCAGAGCAGAGGAAGAAGAAAGAGCAGAAAGAGAAGAACCAGCUCACCGAGGUUUGUCUGGAGGAGAAGCGGCACCUUCGGCUGCUUUACCGGGAUAAAAAUACACAAAGCAGGCGGAGACAAGAGCGGUGUUCACCGGGGAACCUUCACGCACUACGGGACCUCGUCAGGCAGCGGCCUCUGGAUGUCAUGUGGACAGGACGGCUGAUCAGUGACUGAAGAGGAUGAUGCUCUCUUGAACCUCAGCGCUAACACCCGCCCGCCCCCUUCAUCCUCCUCACUGUCCUCGUCCACAACACUGCCUCCACCAUGAACCACACCCCCAGCCCUCACCUGUCCGAGGGCGGCAAGUCGGCCGGAGGCAGCCUGCUGUGCAGCCUGGGUCUGGUGUCAGACAGGGGGAUCCGCUCCCCGGACAGCCUCACCCACACCCCCAGCCCCACUGGAGGGACCCCCAGCUCCAGCCCCCCGCUGCUGCUGUCGCCUGGGCUGGGAGGCUUUGGGCUGGGAUCCCUGGGGGCCAUGGGCGAGGGAGCCGGGGCCGACUGGGAGAGCAGGGAGGAGCUGAGGCUCAGGGAGCUGGAAGAGGCUCGAGCCAGAGCGGCCCAGAUGGAGAAGACCAUGAGGUGGUGGUCUGACUGCACCGCCAACUGGAGAGAGAAGUGGAGCAAGGUUCGUGCAGAGCGCAACCGUGCACGUGACGAGGUCCGUCAGCUGAGGCAGCGGCUGGAUACCCUCACCAAGGAGCUGACCAGCGUCCGGCGGGAGCGGCAGGAACUGGCCUCAGAGAAUGAGACGCUACGGCAGGAGACGCUGCGCCUCCGAGGCGACCCCGCUCCUGAGGCUCCUCCUCCAUCUGCCACUUCUCCAUCUUCCUCCCCUGCACACCCUCGCGGUGCCUCCUCCUCCUCCUCUCCAUCUAUACCUCCCUCCUCCCCUGCUUCCUCCUCCUCCUCUCAGGUCCACACUGACGGCAAGCUGGACAGGGUGGGAGAGGGACCACCGGGGUCUCCGGAGCCAGAGCCAGUGAGGGACGUGGACUUGGACAGACAGAAGAUGGCUCAACAAAAGGAAUUGGAGGCGCUGGAGUCGGCCCUGCGCUCCCGGUCUCUGGACGGUGACUCUCAGGAGGCCUGGGAAAGUCGAAGCAGUGUCAACGCGUCCACCUCACGCUCAUCCUCCGGUCUGAGCCGGCAGGAACGCAACAGGCAGCUGUGGGAGGACAUUAGCACGGUGGAGGAGGAUAACAGCAAACUCAACGCCCUGCAGCUUCGUCUGGACGAGUCCCAGAAAGUCCUGCUGAAAGAAAGAGAAGACAAGCUUGCACUGAGUAAGAGCAUCGAGAGGCUGGAGGCUGAACUCACUCAGUGGAAAUUUAAAUAUGAGGAGCUCAGCAAGACCAAACAGGAGGCCCUCAAACAGCUGAACCUGCUGAAGGAAAUGCAUCAGGAUGAACUGGGCCGCAUAUCUGAAGACUUGGAGGACGAACUGGGAGCCCGAACCAGUAUGGACAAGAAACUGGCUGAACUACGAGCUGAGAUGGAGAGGCUGCAGGUGGAGAAUGCUGCAGAGUGGGGGCGCAGGGAGCGCUUGGAAACGGAGAAACUGGCCCUGGAGAGGGACAACAAGAAACUGAGGGCUCAGGCUGAAGACUUGGAAGAGCAACUGGCCAAGAAACGCCGGCAGGCCGCCUCCGCACUCGACACCGACCUCAAGGCCAUCCAGACGGAGCUGUUCGAGAGGAACAAGGAGCUCGCUGACCUUCGCCAUGUUCACACUAAGCUGAAGAAGCAGUUCCAGGAGAAGACAGCAGAGCUCGCCCACGCCAACAGGAGGGUGGAGAGCCACGAGGCCGAAGUCAAAAAGCUACGCCUGAGGGUGGAGGAGCUUAAGAAGGAGUUAGGACAGGCAGAGGAUGAGCUGGAUGAGGCCCAUAACCAGAGCAGGAAGCUGCAGAGGUCUCUGGAUGAGCAGGUGGAGCAGACUGAGAAUCUGCAGGUACAAUUGGAACACUUACAGUCAAGACUGCGGCGGCAGCAGCAGAGUCCUGGUCUGUUUGGGAAGAUGCGAUCGGCUCGGUUCAGUCCUGAAAACCCAGACGGUCCAACCAGCGACAUGGACGAUGAAGAAGAGGAACUGCAGCUCCAGAUCCCAUGACAAAGACACAAACACACACACACAUAUAGUGACACAUGAUAUACUUUGACACAGACACCCUCAGUCAAAUGAAGAAGAAGAAGAAGAAAAGGUGAAUACUGUUGCUCUUGGGGGGGGGACUUUGUAUCUCCAGUAACAUGUUGCAUCAGGAAGCAGCUGCUGUUAAAGGACCACUCCAACAUUAUGAGAUAUUUUACCAGAGUCAGAUCAAAAAUACCACUUUUAUCUCGUUGUGUUGGGAUGCUGAUGUUAGACAGUCGAUGGUCGGCCAUGUUGAUCGAAAAUCGAAUCAUCAUUUAAAACAAAUGAACAAAAAUGAAGCUUUGUCAAACAAAGAGACUCAGAGAAACCACACAGUUGUCCGUCUGGAGUUCAAACAUGACAGAAGUGAUGUGACAAAAUUUCCACCCAGCAGCAGUAUGGUGAGCACACACCUAAUCCUUACGCAGAACACACACACACACACACACACUGUCAUACACAUAAAAACACACAUAUGCUUGGACUUCUAAAGACAAACAGCAAGGAGAUCAAACCCAGCAGACGUGUGACAGACAUUAACAGGAUGUCCGGACAGUGUGACGCUGAAUGAAAGGAUCUUCCUAUAACUUCCACUAAACCACUCGAGCAGAGGCCGACACGCGUCAUCCUUUCAGUCCUUUCUCACCCAUUCUUACCUCAUAUCACCCCAAGCAUUACUCUUGUCCCAUCUGAACUGUGCUACUGUAUUAAAACAAGACUCAACCCCACAUUUACAUCACCAGUAUUAACGCAUUUCAUGUAUUGUAUUGAUCACAUAUCAUCUGUCAUUUAAAGAAAUUCUCCCAAAUAUUGAAGAUUCAGAAUCAGUUUCCCGUGUGUUUGAAGUUUAUAGCCAAUGCUGGGAGCACACUGCACCACGUUUAGCUUCAUUAUGGCUGCAAGUUGGACAGAAUUACAGCCGCUGUAUGUGUGGAGCAGGAGCCUCCAGCUUGGCCAAGUUUUUCUAUUCAUCAAUCCCCAAUCAGUCAAGUCAACUUUGUUUUUAGAGAUCAAUAUCACAAAUUUGCCCAAAGGGGCUCAAACUGAGAGAAAACUUGCUUCACUUUGCUCCAGAGUAUAUGUGGUUUAUGCUGCAACUGAGUUGCAUUAUGGGUCGUCAGGCUGCGUUCAGAUAACUGCUUAAAUUUGAUUAAGACCGGAGCCGGGCCCUUACCAUGCCUUUUAGGCUCAACUCGUCCAAAUCCACCUGGUACUGCCCAGUUUGAGACCUGAACCUGACCUGAGACAGAGGCUCUAUCCUCCUGAGACCCUGUGUCCUCAUAUGAGGACGUCACAUUUUGGGUUUACUUUACCUUAUACUUUAUUCUACUUAACUCACACCUGUUGACCUCAUUUGAGGACUCUCCUUUGCGCCAUCUAGUGGCAGUAAGAGCACAAUACACUAAUCCAUGUGAAAACAAGAUGGCAGCCAUCUCUGCCAAGUCAGCUGAUCCCAAGACAGAAGUGGACAAGGUUCAAAACCUGAUCACAUGUUAUGGUUGAAACUUGUUUAUUCAUGAUUAGUUAUGUUUUUAGUUUGACAUGGCAACAAAUUUGACCAAUUUUAGAAACAGUGACAAGAUAAGACACUGUUAAUUAGUAAGAACUCAUUUCAAGACAUUAGGACUUUAUUAUCGUCUUGUUUGAGGACAUUUGGACUUAAUCAUCAUUGACAAUGUUUACUUUUUAUACUUAUCAGGUCCUACUGAUCCCAAAUAGCUAGGAGAAAUUAAAAUAGCAUACCAAACAAAAGUUCAGGUCUCAGGAGGAUAUUUUUGUUAUUUCCUCUUUAAAGACAAAGUUAUAUUUUUGAUUUGGAAAAGCUUUUCACACACAUAAUGACCAACUAAUAUGAUAACGACUCAGCACCAAACUUUGAGCCACAGGUUUAGUAUGAGUACACACUGAGUAGCUUGUAUGUGAUCUAAUGUCAGACUCUUGUCUGAAGGU